Messenger RNA from Phytomonas sp. Hart1, 1189 nucleotides. The record is from the annotation of a GenBank genome assembly. Lineage: Eukaryota; Euglenozoa; Kinetoplastea; Trypanosomatida; Trypanosomatidae.
AAAUAGUAUUUUUAAAAAUCGACUCAAGUUGUUUCUUAAUGAACUCCGCAGAGUCUCCUGACUCCGAGAAUCAGGAUGCGUCUGAUAUUUCUUUGCUCGACAAUGACCAACCUGAGAAAUAUACGAUUUCGCAAACCCUAUUUGAGGAUCUACAAAAAAUGGGAUUCAGUGAAAAUGCUAUAAAAAAGUCUAUUGUUGCCGGAUGUAUUGAUCAAAGCACAUGCAUUCAGUGGAUCACUAUGCAUACUGAUCAUCCAGAGCUCGACGCGCCGCUUGCGAAUGGUGUGGAGGUCACCGUCAAGUGCAAGAAAGUCCUCACUGAAGCGGAGCGGGAACAGAAAGUGAAGGAACUUCAGGAAAAAAUAAAGGAAAAGAAAGAAGAGACCAAGAAGGAGUCUCAUCGCAAGAAAGUUGAACUUACUGAAAUGUGGCGGAAGUCGUUGGAGGUCAAGGAGGAGAUGGACCAAGUCCGACGGCAGACCCAGUUGGAUGAGAUAAAACGCGAUAAGGCCUCUGACAGGGAGGCAUACCGGCAAAUUAAGAUUGGCAUCAUUGCGGAUCGCUAUAAACGCCAAGGGAAGAGUAGUGACGAGGCGCACAUGCUAGCGGUAAAAGAAUACGAUGAAGAGCAGCUCCAAAAGCGGCAAAUUGCGGCUGACCGUUUGAAAGACCUCAAAGUAGCCCCCGACGACCAUCCCCAUGAAGCCAGCAAGGGAGAAUGGAACUUGAAUUCGGUUUUAGAUACCAGGAAUGAUCAUAGCACGCAUCUUCACACAUUUUACGCUGCACCCGCGCCGACGAUGGAAGAGGUGUCGACCUUGAUUAGUGAUAUUCGCCGCGUAGCCGAUGAAUCUGAAGGCGCACAGUGCGUGCGCGUGCUGCUUACCAUUUUCGGAAACAUCAGGGACUCUCCCUUUGAUAUCAAGAAACGCACCCUCAAGACGGGCUCUAAGUUGCUUUCGCAGCAUGUUCUGAGGCAUGAAAGCGCCGUGAGGUUGAUGCGGGUGUGCAAUUUUGACAUCGUCGUGGAUGCGGAUGGCAAUGAACUUUUAGUGUGUACGACAGUUAUUAUUCACGUUCUCAAUGAGAUUAUCAAAGCCUUAGAAUGAUUUUAAUGGGUGUAUAUAUCUACCGUUCUAUCCAUUUUUAAUGACGGGAUGUUUUUUAUUAACAAUCCUGUGAUUUGCUA